Messenger RNA from Talpa occidentalis (Iberian mole), 1578 nucleotides. It is a transcript of the gene PRDX3, whose product is annotated as peroxiredoxin 3. Gene Ontology annotation, biological process: hydrogen peroxide catabolic process; cell redox homeostasis; response to oxidative stress. The coding region runs from base 40 to 816 and encodes 258 amino acids. The record is from RefSeq and is a predicted model, not a curated record. Gene Ontology annotation, cellular component: cytosol; mitochondrion. The transcript has 7 exons. Gene Ontology annotation, molecular function: thioredoxin peroxidase activity. NCBI's taxonomy places the organism in Eukaryota, Metazoa, Chordata, Mammalia, Eulipotyphla, Talpidae.
GCGUCUCCGUCGGCCCCGCGGCUCCCGCGCGCACUGAAGAUGGCGGCGGCCGCGGCGGGAAGGUUGCUGCGGGCUUCGGUUGCCCGACAUGUGAGUGCUAUUCCUUGGGGCAUUUCUGCCUCUGCAGCCCUCAGGCCUGCUGCUUCUCGAAGACCGUGCUUGACCAAUGUAUUAUGGUCUGGUUCCAGUCAAGCAAAAUUUGCCUUUAGCACCAGUUCCUCAUACCACGCUCCUGCUGUCACCGAGCAUGCGCCCUACUUUAAGGGCACAGCUGUUGUCAAUGGAGAGUUCAAAGACCUGAGCCUUGAUGACUUUAAGGGGAAGUACUUGGUGCUCUUCUUCUACCCUUUGGAUUUCACCUUUGUGUGCCCUACAGAAAUUGUUGCCUUCAGUGACAAAGCGAAUGAAUUUCAUGAUGUGAACUGUGAAGUCGUUGCGGUCUCCGUGGAUUCCCACUUCUGCCACCUGGCCUGGAUAAACACCCCAAGGAAGGAUGGCGGUUUGGGCCACAUGAACAUAGCACUCCUGUCUGACUUGACUAAGCAAAUUUCCCGAGACUACGGUGUGCUGCUGGAAGGUCCUGGUCUGGCCCUGAGAGGUCUCUUCAUAAUCGACCCCAAUGGAGUCAUCAAGCACAUGAGUGUCAAUGACCUCCCAGUGGGCCGGAGCGUGGAAGAGACCCUCCGCUUGGUGAAGGCAUUCCAGUUCGUGGAGGCCCAUGGGGAAGUCUGCCCGGCAAACUGGACACCGGAUUCUCCUACAAUCAAGCCUCAUCCGACUGCUUCCAAGGAAUACUUUGAGAAGGUGAAUCAGUAGAUCAUCCUACAUGCACCUGCAGCUUCUCAUACCAGAAAGGAACCACAAUCGGAACUCACUGUUAGCAUUUAAGAGAUUAUUUAUAGAAGGCAGAAAACCAGUUAUGCUUGUACUCAUAAAUAUUACUCUCGAUGUUUUUUGCAAUACUAGCUAAGGCUUUUUAAAUGUGGUGACUGUGUGGCUGCCCUUUCCUGGCAACCUCUUGAUGACUGGCUAGUGUAUAGAAUGCCUGAUUCUCCUGUUUCUUGGAUCAUGUCUUCGGUGAGAAAAGCAAGCUCUUCUUUCUUGGCCUUGCUUGAACCUUUGUAUGUAGCAGAGUAUUACACAAGCAUCGAAAACUUCUGAUCAAAGGUCCUGAAAUUUUCUUCUUGAAUUUCUUGUAUUAAACUGAAUUUUCUUUUAUAGCAAGAGAGAUCAUAGUUUAAGUUGUUCGCAUCAGUAGUCUGGUAGAAUCUGCAAUGUGUGUAUGUGUGACUGAAACAAAUGUGAAUCAUGUUUCUGAAAAAACACGGUGGCAAAGUGACUUAACUGAUCAUGCAUGUUCCCCAUCCCUAAGAUUUAUAGUUGAUAGUUAUUUUACUUAUUUUGUUAGCUGCCUUAGUAUCUACAUACAUUAACUGGGUAUAAUUAUAAAGGAUAUUUAUUGAAUCCAGGGAUUACAUUUUGAAAUCACUGUAUUUUUUUCUGAAGUGCUUGAUGUAAAGUAUAUCAUAAAAAAAUAAACAUUUUAAAAUACUUGCAUUUUUAACACCAUUGUUUAGC